Molecule: messenger RNA, 2522 nt
Organism: Coturnix japonica (Japanese quail)
Lineage: Eukaryota; Metazoa; Chordata; Aves; Galliformes; Phasianidae
Gene: SBDS
Product: SBDS ribosome maturation factor
Biological process (GO): cytosolic ribosome assembly; ribosome biogenesis
Source: RefSeq, a predicted model, not a curated record
AACGAGGGGGGGCAGCCCGGCCGAUCCGCCGCCAUGUCCAUCUUCACCCCCACCAACCAGAUCCGCCUCACUAACGUGGCCGUGGUGAGGGCACGGCGAGCCGGGAAGCGCUUCGAGAUCGCGUGUUACCGUAAUAAAGUCAUGGGAUGGCGCAGCGGAGCGGAGAAGGAUAUUGACGAGGUCCUGCAGACCCACACGGUGUUUGUCAAUGUUUCCAAAGGCCAAGUGGCAAAGAAGGAAGACCUGGUCCGGGCGUUUGGAACAGAUGACCAAACAGAAAUCUGUAAAGUGAUUCUAUCGAAAGGGGAGUUGCAGGUAUCAGACAAAGAACGACAAACGCAGCUGGAGCAGAUGUUCAGGGACAUUGCAACUAUUGUGGCUGACAAAUGCGUGAACCCUGAGACAAAGAGGCCGUACACUGUAAUCCUUAUAGAAAGGGCCAUGAAGGAUAUUCACUACUCUGUCAAACCAAACAAGAGCACUAAGCAGCAGGCACUGGAAGUGAUCAGACAGUUAAAGGAGACCAUGCAGAUUGAACGCGCUCACAUGAGGUUACGAUUUAUUCUUCCAAUAAAGGAGGGGAAAAAACUGAAAGAGAAGCUCAAGCCACUAAUUAAAGUUAUCGAGAAUGAAGACUUUCAUGACCAGUUAGAAAUUGUGUGCCUUAUUGACCCGGGCUGCUUCAGAGAGAUCGAUGAGCUGAUCCGGUCUGAGACCAAAGGGAAAGGAACACUGGAAGUGCUCAGUCUGAAAGAUGUGGAGGAAGGAGACGAAAAGCUUGAAUAACGAAAACCCUCCUGGAGCUCUACAACUACAUCAAUGAUGUUUAACAGCUGGCGUUAGCCACUCAUUUCUGUUUGGCCUUCUUGUUUUUGUCCAACCUCUUGCUGCCAAAUACCUUCUGACACAUUAACCCUUUGGGAUUUUUCCAUGCAGUGUGGUUUUUAAUCAUCUUUCGCUUGCUUGGUUUACAGGUGAUUUGCCUGUAGGAACAUUUUGUGUCAGAGUUGCACUAAUGAGAAUUGAGUGAAGACUUGAUAGGGAGUUCAGCUUUGGUGAAUGUUCAGGGUUGCUGAUGGAGAGUGUUUGACUGAUACGGUGCCAAUCACUUUUGCUUUGGGUUGUCAGUGUUGAGUGGAAGACUGCAUGGGCCACUGAGGGGUGGGUGUUGUACGUGAGGAGAGAAACCUUUGGGAAGGAGAGAUACAUUCUCACUUUAAGACAAGUGCAAAGUGUGGAUCACGUCUGCUCAUCUCUUGGCGGCAUGAAAACUGAUGUAGACAUCCAUAAUUGGCUGCUUAAUAAUUACAUAAUAAUUUAAAGGACCAUUCUUGUAUAUUUCCUUCACUGGGUAUAACAGCACUUGCUAACUUAGAAAAAAAUGUUCUCCAAAUAAUUUAUUCAUAAAAUUAUAUUUAGCUACAUUGGUAAAAAUAAGGAUAAUAAUAAUUAUCAUCUAUUUAUGUAUUGCAGAUACAGAAAGAAAUAACUAUUUUUGUUAUAGCAUAGGAGCUGUCCCUGGUGCAUUUGGAGGCUGAAGGCGUAGGCUGCAUUUCUGAGCUGUUGUCAUUCAUGGGAUGUAAUGAAGCGGAUCUCUGCCAGGCAGUGGCCUCUGGCCAUUGUGCUAGACAGGCUUUUGUUGGGCCCUCAUUCCCUCGUGGUAACCAUCCUUUAUCCUGUGGUUUUUUAUGCUUCUUUCUAGCACAGCAUUUCCAGCCAGUUCCCGAGGCACAGAGUUCUGCUUGCUUUUGUUAAGGCUUGUUUCAGCUGUGCGGAACGAAUGCUUUCAAGUUUAACUUGGUCAUCUCAAACAAGAGGGGAAAAGAGGACAGAAGCUGGAAAGAAUAAAAAUACAGGCCUGGUUUAUACCCCUGGGUGUCUGGAGGCUACGCCAACAGGAGUUUAAGAGGAGCCUUUGGUAUUCGUGUGCCUGUUUCCAUGCUGAUAAUAUGCACCAAAUCGGGAUUUGCAAGCUGGCCAACCACUGGAUCUGUGCUUCAGAUGGAUAUGUCUCGUGUUCAUUCCUUGCUGCAUAAUUUUAGAGUAAAUUACCUUUUAUAUGACAAUUAAACAGAGCUCUGGUUUCUACUCUUCACAUGACCUUUUCCUUUGUACCACCGACAGAGGUUGUGAGUUUUCUCGAGUUGAUGUGGGGAGAGUUGAAGUCAACCAGAGAAGGAUUUGAAAUGUCAGAUGCGGAGGAGAUGAGCAAAAACCUCAUCCAACAUUGUGGUGGUUUAUUUGAUUCCACAGUUCUGUAGCUUCAUUGCUCUCUAUGCACUGAGUGCAGUCAGAUGGCUGCAGGUUGAGGACCUUGGGCUGCAGAAAUGUGAUCUAAGCUGAUUUCUGAGCUUGGUGCUGGGAGGUCAAUUUCCACGUGUCCUUUUCUACAAAUCAAACAUUCAGGAUUUUCUGUGGUAAAGGGAGCUUGAUUUUAUUUAUAAACAUGCUCAUAUUUCUUGUCAUGUUUGUAUCUCACCAAGAAUGGAUGGUAAGGAUCAAAAUAAAUAUCAGCAUUGGCA